This is a messenger RNA of Mollisia scopiformis, 1114 nucleotides long. RefSeq lists its product as uncharacterized. The coding region runs from base 115 to 807 and encodes 230 amino acids. The record is from RefSeq and is a predicted model, not a curated record. Gene Ontology annotation, cellular component: mitochondrion. NCBI's taxonomy places the organism in Eukaryota, Fungi, Ascomycota, Leotiomycetes, Helotiales, Mollisiaceae. The transcript is spliced from 2 exons.
CGACCAAAGAAUUAUUUCGACGACCACCUUCACCAGCAUGAUCUUCUGCAUUUGUAAGUUGAGCUGCAGCCCUUCGUGCCAAUGCGCUAAUUAUAGUUCUAGAGACUGUUCAUAAUGAUCGUCAAGUCUACACAUAUACGGCCAAUUCCCUCUUUCCUUCUGCCUUUCACUCAGUCGACCAGGACACAAGCAAGAUGUCUUCAUCAAAAUGUUAAGGCUAAACCUAUACCCCGUCCAACUCCAUUCGUCCCCGAUACGCAGACUUUCCUUUCUCUAAUUGGCCGUAAUUUGAGCCAACACGCUUCGAAAAUACCUUCAUGGAAAGCUCUGUUCUCUUUGACCUCUACACAACUCAAGGAAUUGGGUGUCGACCCUCCACGAAGUCGACGGUACUUAUUACGGUGGCGAGAAAAGUUUCGAAACAAACAAUUCGGGGUGGGAGGGGAUUUCAAGUUUGUCAAGGACGGCGUUGCAGAGCUGCGCGUGGCAGAGAUCCCAGUGUCAGGACAUCAAGCUGCAACGGCAACAUCAUCCUCAGGAAAGCGCAAGAUUGUGGUAAAUGUGGCUGCAGGAGGCAGUGCAACGCAGUUGGUGAAGUCUGUACCAGUUAAGGGCGUACAUAUUCAGGGCGCUCACACCAUCGUGGGACCACAUGUUCAACCAGUAAAGGGGGGAAAGGGUGCCAGGAUUGUGAUAAAAGAAGGGCUAUGGGAGGAUCGCAGAGGACAUAAGAUCGACGGCGGCGAAAGACGCCAAGCCGAAGUGCGUGCAAAGAGGAGAGGAGAGGAAAAGCGUGCUGGGAGAUAGACGUACUGGGCUGGUGGGACAAGAAACCGUUUGAUGUAAUGUAAGAUAUUUGGGGCUAUGCAGCUUUGCUUGUUGGAUCUUGGAGCGGAAGUGGCUCUGUUGUGACCGGUUACAUGGGCAUUUCAACCGCUUCCUCUAGGGCUUCCAUCAAGCUUCGAGAAGAUCUUAAAAACUAUAGGCUGCACGCCAUGUACGACCAAACCAAUAGAAUGUGUCAAGAGAGCGGCUUUUACGCCCAUCUACAUUGCACAUGGCUAUUGGCCAAUGAAUCAAGACCCGUAUGCUUCCGUGCCAGAAGGCUGUGUAU